Molecule: messenger RNA, 3449 nt
Organism: Momordica charantia (bitter melon)
Lineage: Eukaryota; Viridiplantae; Streptophyta; Magnoliopsida; Cucurbitales; Cucurbitaceae
Product: Protein kinase superfamily protein
Biological process (GO): protein phosphorylation; mitotic DNA damage checkpoint signaling
Cellular component (GO): nucleus
Molecular function (GO): protein serine/threonine kinase activity; ATP binding
Source: RefSeq, a predicted model, not a curated record
UCCAAUCCCUCAAAAAAAAAAAUAUACAACUUUCUUCGGAUUCUUCGUUUCCCGCUUCUUCUCUCUGGCCCUAAUCCUCUGCCCACAGUUUCCUUCAAUUCUCCUCCAAAUCUUUGCCUCUCACGUUUCUCCAAAUCUUCGAUCGGUUUCUUCAACUCCAACGCAGAUCUGAGGAGUUCGGCUUCAGGUUGAGCAGUGUGGAGUAGAUAUGGAAUCUGGGAGCUUCAAUUUGUUGUGUAAUUGAUUUCAUCGUUUGCAAAUUAUGGCUGAUUACUUUCCUCUUAAUCCUGCGGCUGAGUUCGGUCUCCGCAGCACUGUAGAACUGCAGAAAGCUUGGCAUCUAUGUACGAUACUACUGGAUAUUGGUCGCCCUGCUUCUGUAGAAGAACUCGCUGCGAGAUGCGAAUUGUUCAGUGCUACACCGGAUUUUGUUCGAUAUCUAUGCUCCAUUCCCAGUUCUCCUGUCUGUCUAGCCGAUAAUGCUCUUGUUUUGAUCUCCAUGGUUGCAAUCGCAGCUGUGGGGCGGUACUUUUCGAAGGCAGUGACUGGGUGCGACUUUUUGAGACGGGAUUUCGGACUUCUGGAGCCAAAUAGGUUGUGGGGUAGCGAUGUUAAAACCUACUUUAGGAAACGGAAAAGAUCAGUGUUUGAUUGUGGAGUGUCUGUUGCUGCUAAACGGAUGUUAACUUCAGCUCCUGGAAAUGGGAAUGGAAGUUGCUUGUCAUUAAUGAGAAGGAUUCCGCAUAGUUUGGCUGAGGUACCUGCUGACUAUGUAACUCUCACCAGUUCAAGUUCACUGACAGUUGAUUUGCCUGUUGGGAAACUCGGAAUUGGACAUUCGGAUGUUAAAAUUGAUGAAGUUCCCUUGUUUCUUGAUUAUGCUGAUUUUCCGAACCUUUUGAUAAAUUAUGCUGGACGAAUGGGAGCUGAUGAUGUUGUUCAAACAAAUGGAGCUACGAACCAAGAUGAUGCCGGGCCUGCAAGUGAAAAUGGACAUGAUUGUGACAUGCAAAAAGUCCAAAAAAACUCGAGUAUACCAAAUUCAAGGCACACAGAGAGAGGAUUUUCAUGUAACCUCGAUCUUUCUUUGGGUCCACCAUGUAGCUCCACUUACACACUUCCUCAUGACAAAGUUCUUGAUAAAAACAAUAUAUUGGCCUAUAAAUCAGGAAACACCUCUGCGUUGUGCUUUGGAGAUGAUAUGCAGCCUUAUGAUCUUUUGGGAUGGAAGCCAGAAGAUGACAAAAACAAGAUGUGCGAGACAAAAAAUUGUUCCGAGUAUACUAGAACAACAGAGAACCAUAUUGUUCACUUGGAAGGGCAUGCAGUUACUGAUGAAGCAGAAAGAAACUUUCUAGACUUGAGAAACCCAGUAACUAUAUCAUACAUGAAUGGAGAUGACAUAUCCAGGAAAGACGAAAUUCAAAUUCCCAAUUCGUUACCUGACCAAUCGUUUAAUCAGAAGCCACCUGUAAAGACCUUUGGGGAACUUAAAGGAUCACAAAAAUGCACUCUAUCUCAAGAGGAAGUUCUCAUGGCGCCAGCAAUCAAUAAGGAGGGUUUUUACCCCCCUCCUGAACAGCAAAACCGUUACAACAGUGUCCAUAAGCAGUCCAAGGUGCAUAAGUUUAAGAAGAAUUCAAAUGAGAAUGUGCGUAUUAAGGAGAAUCCUUUGGAUUCUACCACUGCAUCUCUGAAGUUGGAGAAAACAUCAUUUCCUCAGUUUGAGUCUUUCAUCAUUGAGGAAGAAGAAGGUUCUGGUGGCUAUGGAACUGUUUACAGGGCUCGAAGAACAAGUGACGGGAAACGGAUAGCUAUCAAAUGUCCCCAUGUCAAUGCUCACAAGCACAAUGUUAACAAUGAGCUAAAAAUGCUUGAACGGUUUGGAGGAAGGAACUUCAUAAUCAAGUAUGAAGGGUCCUUUAGUAGUGGCAACAGCGAGUGCUUUAUUCUAGAACAUGUUGAACAUGACCGACCCGAGGUUUUGAAGAAAGAAAUUGAUUUAGUUCAGCUACAGUGGUACGGUUACUGCUUGUUUAAGGCCUUAGAAUGUUUACAUAAGCAGGGAGUCAUGCACAGAGAUGUUAAGCCUGGUAACUUCCUGUUCUCUAGGAAGCAGAACAAAGGCUACCUCAUUGAUUUUAACCUUGCCAUGGAUUUACAGCAGAAGUACUCCAUGGCCAGUAAAUCAACUUCAAGCCAUCAUGCAUCUUUGGAUCAUGUUCCUGUCUCUCAUGCUGUGUCAGCAGUGAAGGACAAAAAGAACUUCAGGAGUUUUGUAUCUCUCAGCAAGGGGGAAACAGGAACAUCUAAGCAGAUUAGCGAACAUGAUAAGAACUUGAAAAGGAGAAGUUGCGUACCCUUGAAAAAUUAUCCAGAUAUGGGUGGUGGGAAUGCAAUUCGAAGCCAGGGUGCAGAUGGAUCUGGUAUAACCUCUGCAAAGGAUGUAACAAGUGCUAGGACGCCUUCCACAGAAACUAAGAGGGAGCCUCUUCCAUGUCAAGGAAGAAAGGAACUGCUAAGUUUGGUGCAAAAUGCAUUACGCAGUGCUGACCAUGUCACCCAAAAUAGUUCUGAUUUACGACGGAAAAGGAUAGCCGCUCCUCCAGGCAAGGAAGACAACAAAAUUAUAUCGCCAAGCCCAAUGCUGGUCCAUUGUUCUGGUGUUCCUAUAGCUGGUUCUAGGGUACUAAAAAGUAAAGGAGAUGGAAAGCGUAAAAGAGAGGGCUCUUGUGCUGGGACAAAGGGGUUUCGAGCUCCUGAGGUCUUAUUCAGAUCCCUGCAUCAAGGGCCUCAGGUCGAUGUCUGGUCUGCUGGUGUUACCCUUCUCUAUCUAAUGGUUGGAAGAAGUCCUUUUACUGGAGACCCUGAACAGAAUAUAAAAGACAUUGCUAAAUUGAGAGGCAGUGAAGAUUUAUGGGAGGUGGCCAAAUUACAUGAUCGUGAAUCUGCAUUUCCAGGGGAGUUGUUCCACAUACGGUCCUUCCCAGCUAUGGAUUUGCAAAGCUGGGUCAAGGCUCACACAAGGCGACCAGAUUUUUUCAAGCUCAUCCCGAGAUCGCUUUUCGAUCUGGUGGAUAAGUGUCUGACAGUGAAUCCGAGGCUAAGGAUUACUGCAGAGGAAGCUCUGAAGCACGAGUUCUUCAACUCGUGCCACGAGAGCCUUCGGAAGCAGAGGAUGCUUCGGCGAGGCUCUAGUUUGAACUCCGCUAAUGGCACAGGCGAAGUCGUUCGAGGACAGUCAUUUGAGCUUCUAAGAUGAGUAUCAUUUGCUCCUUGUUUUGUAGCUGUAAAUUUGUUUGUGAUGAUCCUGGAUAUAGUAUGGUUUCAUGUCAUUAUGUUAUUAAAUUGUAACAAAGAAGAUAAUAUUUACAAAAGGUAAUAUGUAUAUAAACUUUUUGAAUGAGUUAAUCCCUCAGCAGCAAAGUCUCAUGUAAUUUUUUUAUGAA